Physella acuta is the source of this 2879-nucleotide messenger RNA. RefSeq lists its product as uncharacterized. Lineage: Eukaryota; Metazoa; Mollusca; Gastropoda; Physidae. The record is from RefSeq and is a predicted model, not a curated record.
UUUUCCAUCAAGAUCUGAUUGAUUGAUUCGGAUCAGAUGACUACCCCAACCAAUGGCUACAUGAGUUGAGGAUAACCUCCCCUGUGGCCUAAGUCUUUAUCUAGAUCGCACACACGCGACACGGGGCAGUCUACCUUGAUCAAGCCGUCCAUUUUGUCUGGCAAUAGAUUCUGACCAUUUGAACUUAGAAGUGUCUGCAAUUUCGCUCGGCCCUUUCGAUCUAAACAGCUUGACGACUGACGACUGACGAGGAAGUGAGUUAAAUAAAAGCUUGAAAAAAAUAGAGCCAGAGACACGAGGAGCUGUGUGUUUAAGAAUAUAAGAAUAAAAUACUAAGGUUCACUCAGAGAACUGUGUUGGUUAAAGUGUAUUACUAACCACUGAGAGAUAGCUGUGAAUGCUUGCAAACUGCUGAAACUAGCCUCAAAGAACUUCCGUAGUAACACGAGCUACAUCCGGACACUUAUGAUAUACUUUAAUCCAAUAUGUCAAAUCUAAAGGACAAAAAUGAUUCUGCCGAUAGCCAUACAAAUGUGGUCUCAGAGCAAGACGUUGCACGCUUCUUUACAGGUGCGCAUGAGGUUCAAGAAUGUCUUGAAGGUGAACGUGAGAUUGAUCUACAAAUGCACCUGGUGCACUGUACGAAAAAUCCUGGACAUGCAGGGUUUAUAAGCGUGAAGGCGUUAACCACUGAACAUUUCCCUUCUGGUUACCAAGACAACGAAUUGUUGGACUUUAUUAAAGCUACAGCUGAGUUAACUGUCAGAGUUGCGGUUGAGUUCACCAGUCCAGGCAGGCCAGAGUUUGUACCAGACACUGAUGUUCCUUAUCCUUGCUGCAAACUUAGGGGAAGUAACAGAUUGCAUACAGGGACUGGGAUGGUGGGGGGUGUAAUAAAGUACACAGAGGGAAUGAAUGACUACAGAACUUGUCCAUGUCCUGACUGUGACUCUGACAAACCCUGCAAAGAGUGGUGGGAGGUUAAGGUGUUGACAGCCAGACAUGUAGUUUUUGAUACGAAAGAGGCGAGAAAGACGAGCUGUAGACUAUGGUUUGACGACGAUACAAGUCCAGUGGUCAAGAUUUAUGGGUGGAAGGUGAGUGAGUCAGACACUGGCAAGGACAUGUGUUGGUUGCAUUGUGUGACUCACGAUAUAGGGAUAGGUACAAAGCUGGAAGAGAUGGACAUGCGCUUUACUAUCCUACUUAAACAAAUAAAUGAUAAGUACAUGGGGAUUAGAAACAAGGACAAUCUUGUCAUAAUAGUGUCACACCCUCAUGGCUGUUCUAAACAAGUUUCUGUGGGUCACUGGGUACACAGAGAGAUUGUGGGGCAAUGGAAAAGGUUUGCAUACAAAACUAGUACCUGUCCUGGUAGCAGCGGGGCUCUAGUGUACAGACUAGGUUGGUGGUCUGGCCCGAACCACAGUGGAGCUAACUCUGAGCUAAACUUCAGUGGGUUGGCUGUGGAAUAGAGUGUAAACAGUAUUGAUUCACGAUGGUUGACCUAAAGUAGCUAAUCAGAAGUGACUUGCGAUACACCGUUUUGUAUUUAACCUCGAUUUCUUUCUAUGCUUAUUUGUAGCUAGAUUUUGUUUUAUGCUUGUGUGUGGUUUUUUUUUUUGUUUUUUUUUUGUAUUGAAGGAUAAUAAAACAAUGUAAUUUCUUUCUAGUUAAUAAACAUUCUGCUUAAAAUUUUAAGUUUUGUUUUAUGAAUUAUGUUUGUUGUAUCUAUUUCAAUAUUGUUUCGUUGAAACGAACAAGCAGACGAUUAUGUGAUCAAAUUUAUAAUCGUCAUAAAAUCAAGUUGCAUAUAUUACGCUUGUGUCGACAAUAUUUUGCUCCAGGCUAAACGCCAUUUGUAGUUUAGUGUUAGUAGUAAGUUACGUUUUAUUUUUUUGAACGUGUUUAAAAACAUAAUAUUUUCUAUUGCACUCUGUAUUCCAGUGGUGUCGCCCAUGUAGGUCUAUGCCUGUGACUGCUACACCUAUUUUCCGAUGACAUUGGGAGUAUUUUUGGGUCAAUGUGCGCUCAGACAUAACUAAGACGAAAAUAAACUAAGCGAGAUUUUAUUCUAUUUUAAAAACUUUAAGUAUUUAAAAUGGAUUAAAAAUCAUGUCUACAGCCCGAGUUCCCAUCCCCUGUUUUUUUAUUUAAGAAUAUUCGAGAAAGUUUAGGGGAGAUCACUCCCGGUUUAUUAUUUACUUAAUCUUUUUAAAAUAGAAUAGAAUCUCGUAGAAAAAGAAUUGCACAACAAGUCAACGCCAAAUAAAAUGUGUAUAAUACUGCGGAAUAUUAUUAGUACUUUAUAUAUUCACAUCCGUUUUUUGAGAAAACGGAAAUAGCGUUAAUUACUACUCCCGGUCAACGGAAGUUACUCAAAGUUUAAAAGAAGGAAGAGAAUUAGAUCUUUUACUUAUAUGUGAAAUUUAAUUAAUCUAUCUGAAAUAGUAUUCAAGUUAUAGGCUUUUGAAAAAAUUUAAAGUUGAAAAAUUUCCACUUCCGUUUAUCGGAAAUCGCUGAAAAGUUGACACGGUUCUACAAAUUUGAUAGAAUACUUAUAUAUAAAAUUUCAUCUACCUAGCUGUAACGGUACUCAAUUUAUCCGUUUAUAGACACACACAGACACAUACUCACAUACAAACACAGACAUACGGACAAGAUUGCAAAACUAUGUUUUUUCCGACUCAGGGAGGUGUAAAACGUCGAGAUUUGUAAAAAUCUCGAUUUUUUUUUAACAAUGACAAUACUUUCUCUAUACUUUGUAUACGAGAAAGUAAAAAUAAAGUAUUGUUUACAUACAAGUUUCAAUAUAAUUAAGGCCGCAUUAUGACAGCUGAUCCUAAUCUUUGAAAGCCCGCCUGACCACCUCUUUUACU